GGUGCGGGACGUGUGCCCGUCGAGGCCGCUGCCGACCGGACUUCGGGAUAGUGUGUGCUCCGACAACGCUUACGACCGGUCCGCGAGAGCCGAACAAAAUGACCGAACGAUAUCACAAUAUUCGAAUGGCCCGGCCACGAGAUGCCAUCGUGGUGCUCAACUUCAUACUCGUGUACUUUGUCGUCGCCACCGUCUCUUCCGACGGUUUACCGGGCUUGACCGGGUCCAAGAUCGAGAUGACGCCGAACAACACGAUCCAAUACUUGCAAUUUGAAGAUUUAUCAUUCAAUCUUACGGAUUUUACGAUCUGCACGUGGAUAAAAAUGUUGAAUUUCACACACACGCAAACCAUAAUCCGACUUACAGGAAACAAAAAAGAGACGCUGGUGUUGUGGCGGAUGCACGUUCACCCCAAAGAAACUAUGAGAGUGACGAUCAAAAACCGACUGGUGGCCUCGGAGAGCAUGCAACUGACCAAGGGACAGUGGCACCAUGUGUGCUUCCAGUGGAAGGGUUUGACCGGCGUCUGGGCAACGUUUGUCAACGCCAAAAUCCAUUCGGUCGGACAAAUACCUGUCGUCGGCAAUGACACGAUGUCAUCGAAUGCGUGGACUCUGCACGGAAGUGGCAUCGGAAGAGUGGGCGACGACAGCGUGCCCUGCCGGAACGGUUGGCAAGCGUAUGGACUGUACUUGAGUGGAACGGUGGCGAAGGCAGUGGACGCGGCCAAUGCGGCCGGCAAGCCGCUGACGAACGCGACCACCCCGUCCGGAAGGACAAAGAAUAACAGCAAGCGGCAAGCGGUGUUCGACUCGGAAUCGGACGACACGGGCUCUGGCGGCGCCGGGCAGUCCAAAUCGUUUCAGUGGCUUACCAAGUCAUUCGCAUUCAUAAAACGCAUGUUCACGUUCGUCAUCAUACCGUUUUUCAAGUUUGUGCGAAACACGUUCUUCCAGACCCGUUCAUUGGACGAUACCGUGGUGGACGUGAGCGAAACGCACCUGACUGUCAGCGACGUCAAGUUCGAGCCACCGUCGUCUGUGGCCACGGCCACGGUGGCCGCCAGCGAGUCGACAUCGGGCGACGAGAGUGAAAACAAAGUCAACCGGCGAUCAUCAUCGUCGUCCAAGCGGGAAACGGACGACGACAGCCGCUGCGGUGGCACGCGGACCAACGACGAUCGAGUGACGGCGGCCGAUCUAGUGGCCGCAGGGUCGGCGCCGACGGUGGCCGUUGACGACGCGCUUUCGCCAAACGCCAAGCGGUACUUGCGGAUGGUCAGCGACGGCCUGAACGACGUGGGCGUAAACGCGGCGUUCGUCAAGCGAGCGUUCGCGUGUUGCAGCCGCGGGCCAUUCGAUCCGCAAGCCGACGUCGUGGUCAUCGACUGGGACCGGGCUAGGGCCCACGCGCACGACGUUAACGUGUCGCCACACGUCUGCGGACGGUAUUGACCGCCUGCAGCUCGCGCCUCUUCGUUUUUCCACCGCGCCAGUAUUUUUUUUCACCCUGUUUUCAUCGUCCCGACGACGCGCCACGUCUGGUUAUUAUUAUUGUUAUUAUUUUUUUUUUUUUAUUGUUAUUAUGUAUACGUCCCUGUAGAUCGACUCUCUGGUCGUACGUAUAUAAAGGGUCCAAAAAUCUGUCGGUCUUAAACAAACAUUCACCUCCCCCCCCCUCACAACACACACACACAGUUAUUAUAGGGUAGGAGGGUCGGUUUAUUGAUAAUCGAUGGGUUUAGUGUAGGUAUUUUAUUAUUAUAGCGAAAAGAAACUACAGAUUUCCCCCCUCCAAAGUCCACGAGAUAUUUCACAUAACGUUUCUCACAAGGGUUAUUCGAUAUGUUUACCCAGCUGUAUAUUACGGUAUAAUAUGAACAUGCAAUCUUUGAUCGAGUCACUUUUCAUUUUCAUUGAUACUCUCAUUUCGUUAUAUACACGUAUAGUAAAAACAUAAAAACACAUUAUUUUUUAAAAGAUUUUAUGUAUUAAUGAUAUUGUAUUCUGAUAUAGGUACUUAAUUCCAUAACUAAACUUUCGAUCCGACGUUACGUCUUACGUCUAUCAAGAAGAGCUAUAGUGAACGUACAAUGAUAUUGGGUAACUCGUAUAGGUACUAGUGCGACUUAUAUAAUAGAUAUAUUAUAUGAAAAAUAUUUUAUUAGAAAGUAUUCAUAAAUAAUAUUAUUUUAAGUUUGAAAUCGUCUUUAAAAUAAGCACUUAUUAUUUAUAUAUUCUAUAUUUAAAUACUUUUUAAUAAUUUUAUAUUAUAUUACAAGACUGUCGGAUCUAGGAUAAACCAAUGAAUAGUACUAUAAAUGAAAAACACAAUAAUAACGUGUUUAUCUAUACACUCCUAAAUAAACACUUAAACAUAAUAUAGUUAAGUAUAAUAAUCUUAUUGCCACCUCUAAAUCGCAAAAUUAUCACAUUUUUAUAAUACGAUAUUUUAUUGUAUACCUAGUUAUAACUUUAAAACAAAACGUUCUUACCAGUGGCGUUCCCAGCGGGUAGGCCUGGUAGUCCCGGGCUUCCGUUGUAUUCAAAUAGUUAUUAUUAAUAUUUUUCACAGCAUUGACUGUACCUACAUAAACAAAAAUAAUUAAAACCGGGCCUGUCCUAAAUUUUGAUCCUGGGCAAGCCUCUGAUUCCUAGCUACUAAUGAAAACUGCUAUAUAUUAUAAUAUGAUAAAAGUAGGUGCACAAAAAGUAAUAAAAUAUGUGUAAAACUUUAAACUUUCCGCCAAUCGAUAUAUACGUGACUAUAUAUAUUUAUAUGGCCGCCGUCGUGCGUAUAACAGGUGCAACAUGUUAUAGUAUAUAAUAUGGUGAGGUUUGUGAAUCUUUAAACGAUUGUAAAUGUGAAGUUGAUAAGCAUAUAAUAGAUCUAUAAGUACCCAGUUUUAUAAUUAUAAAAUAAUUUCGUCGGUUUACUGUGUGUCAUAAUGCAGUAAAUGCGAGUGAAAAAUCCUAAUAAAUAUAUAUAAUAACACUUAAACCGUAUCAUUGGAUCUUGCGAAAUAUUCCCGUCAUAAUAUAUUUGCUAAUACAAUUUAUUUUAAGAGUUAUACGCGAUUUUCGUACCCGAUGACAAAAUUCAGUAUAGCAUGUGAACCAGUGGGAAUAAAUAUUUUUCAGGUACAUUAAAUUAUUUUACUAAGACCUGGUAGGUACUCAGUACAUAUCCAACACGCGGGCCGUAUUUAUUAUUUUCUUCACAAGUUGAGAUAAUAAUUUGUUUGGAUAAUUAUUUUUUAUUCAAGUUCACGCUAUCACCGCAAUAAUAAUAAUUAUAAUAUAUGCGCGGUUUGCGAGUUGUUAUCGUUAAAUGAUUAUAUUUUACAUUUUCACCGUUAAACUUCGUCAUUGUUCGUAGAUGUUUAUAUUAUGUUAUUAUGUUAAUCGCGUAUUAUUUGUCGUCGAUAUCACAACUCGGCCGUCCACCGAUGUUUAGUUUGUAUGUUUUUUUUUUUUAAAUACGAUCACUCGUAGACUAUUUUAUCACAUAUAUAAUAAUAUUAUAUAUGCCGUUUGUAACAAACGAUUUGUUUAGUAUAUAUGUACAGUAACAGUAUAAUAAUAAAUUGUACAGCUCCGUUAUCGAAAAA
Myzus persicae (green peach aphid) is the source of this 3610-nucleotide messenger RNA. RefSeq lists its product as uncharacterized. The record is from RefSeq and is a predicted model, not a curated record. The transcript has 4 exons. Bases 99 to 1454 code for a protein of 451 amino acids. NCBI's taxonomy places the organism in Eukaryota, Metazoa, Arthropoda, Insecta, Hemiptera, Aphididae.